Molecule: messenger RNA, 1023 nt
Organism: Cladocopium goreaui
Lineage: Eukaryota; Dinophyceae; Suessiales; Symbiodiniaceae
Source: the annotation of a GenBank genome assembly
GAUGUCCAGGGACCCCCGAACAGUGGCCGGAAUGCCCAGGCUAAAUCAGUCCGGGCACCCGGCAUUCUAAAUGGAUGAGAGGUUGUGUUGCUGCCACUGCCGUUGAAGUUUGAAUCCUGAAACACAGCUCAAUCGCAGCCUGGUUGCCUUGCUGGUGGAAACAAAUAUGAACGCAUUUGCAACCCUCCGCAGCUUUUAAACAUUUUUAAACUGAACUCGUGCACAAACUCGCUCCUCAAACAUUCCUGAGAUGUCGUGCUUCUUGAUGUUCGUCUUGUUUGCAAUCCACGUGAUUGCCCAGCAGGAUGGUGACACUUGGUUGGAGGGGAACGGCUCCGCUCCCCAGUUACGCUCUGGGACUUCAGCGACGCUGUUCAACAAGGACGGCUGUAAGACAGGCAAAACGUAUUUCACCAUCCCUGAUGGCUGGAAGACAAAGAAAUGCCGCAAGACGGUUUGUGUCUCAGCUGACCCUGGCUACGUUAUCGACAGUACCACACUAGUGGUUGGCAAACUUCGGUGCAAGGGGAGAAAAAAACCAUGUUGCGGAGAGGCCUACACCGUCAAUGUGAAGGUAUACCAAAUUGGAAACGUUACCUUGCCGAUCCCUAUCGAAAUACCGGAAAAAGCAUGUGUUCAUAUCCAGGCUGAGGGCGCGAAGAAGCACAACGUCAGAGGGAAGGCAAAGUGCAGCAUUACUGCCACACAACGUCUCUUCAGCCUGUGAGUGAAGACAGACAAACCACUCAUGAAGGUGAGAGCGGCUGAAGCUUCUUUUAAUCUCAGGCCCUCCUGCACAGAUGCAAGAUCAAGGGUCUACAUAGGAAUUAAUUCGCCCCUCACCAAAGUACCUUGUCAAGCUUGGAUGAGGCGGGAAACAGCGGCAACACGAAGUUUGCCACACCUUUCUUUUGAAGCUACAGAGGUUGCUACAACAGCUUUUGACCCACCCCAGGUUUAGAUGAGUCUGGACACAGAUUUACAGAUGGGGCAGUCGUCGCGACUUGAGGGUUGGUGUUGAAA